AUGCCAAUGCCAUGGCUGUGCGUUGAACUGACUGGGGGGAUCAUGCAGUCCUUACUGGCCGCACCUCUUGCGCAUCUCCUGAGCUCAAAAACACCCCUCGUGCCGUUGUCGAGGGGCAAGGAAGAUACCCCCAUCAAAUUCACCGACAAGGGCGGGGGAAUCUCGCGUAGCACCAUUCCCCCUCAUUUGGACUUACAUGUAAUGCACACGACCGUGACGGCGCUGACGGGGCAGAGCCUAGCAGAGCAUCGAUCAGGAUUUUCAGGCUCCGAUAUUUUGGGUACAUGGGGUGCCGUUGUCGAGAUUAGUGGGUAG
This is a messenger RNA of Suillus subalutaceus, 315 nucleotides long. RefSeq lists its product as uncharacterized. NCBI's taxonomy places the organism in Eukaryota, Fungi, Basidiomycota, Agaricomycetes, Boletales, Suillaceae. The coding region runs from base 1 to 315 and encodes 104 amino acids. The transcript is spliced from 2 exons. The record is from RefSeq and is a predicted model, not a curated record.